This is a messenger RNA of Callithrix jacchus (white-tufted-ear marmoset), 954 nucleotides long. RefSeq names its product interleukin 32 (gene IL32). The record is from RefSeq and is a predicted model, not a curated record. Gene Ontology annotation, biological process: immune response. NCBI's taxonomy places the organism in Eukaryota, Metazoa, Chordata, Mammalia, Primates, Cebidae.
AGUUUCCCCAGCCUGCUUUCCCAAGUCUGGACUUUCCCUCUGGCCCUCCCCCUCUCGGGCUGGCAGGGUGGGGGAAGCAGCCUCUUCCUGGGCUCAGAGAAUCCCACCCCAGCUCAGAAGGUGCAGGACCGCAGCCCGGGACGGACCUCAUCCCUCCUAGGGACUCCAGACCACUGUCUCUCUCAGCAGGUCCUGGCUCCUGGAACUCUUGGCCACCAUGGUUUCCGAGAGCCUGUCCGAUGGCAUGAAGAAACUGAAUGCUCGAAUGCAUCAGCUUGUGGACAAAUUUACUGAAAAAAUGGGAAACAAGGAAUCGGAACCUGAAAAGGUGAAGUUGAGCCUGGAUGAUCUGGAGGACGACUUCAGAGAGUGCAUGUUGGACACCGUGGUGGAUUGCUAUCAAGGACAGCACCUGGAGCUCAUUCCUCUACUUGAAAAAGAAAGAGAUGAAUUACGACUCAGAGGCAACAGACCCCCUGCUCUGGAAGCUGAGGACCCCGAAACCCAGGAGCCCGAGGAGAGCUUUUGUGACAAGGUGAUGAGAUGGUUCUGCGCCAUGAUGCAGCGGCUGCAGAUGUGGUGGCAGAAGUUUGUGGCCUGGGUGAAGAAGGUGGUGGCGGCCCUGGUCGAUGCAGCAAAGGCCUUCUGGAAAGAGCUUGAGCGUUUCUGCUGCUCUCUGGCAGAGCUCCUCAGGUCCCUUUUCAGUACUAAGGAAGCCCAUAGAGGGGAUUGAGGAGCUGACAGCCCAGAAGUGCUAUGAACCCCAGUGAAGCUUCCAAUGCCACUUUUGCCCUCCCCUUCACCUCGAACCCACCCUGACCCCUUCCUCAGCUCUGCUAUGCCCUGCCCCCCUCCCACACACCCAAGCCCCUUGCCUGGCGUUGCUGCUGCAGCUCUGACCUGGCACUAUCACGAUGGUGUCAUAAUAAAACCUUAAACUUACCUGGCAGAGGA